Molecule: messenger RNA, 636 nt
Organism: Juglans microcarpa x Juglans regia
Lineage: Eukaryota; Viridiplantae; Streptophyta; Magnoliopsida; Fagales; Juglandaceae
Exons: 1
Coding region: 1-636 (211 amino acids)
Source: RefSeq, a predicted model, not a curated record
AUGGUAUCAGGAGAGCCAUCCUCUAACGAGAACUCGAUCCCCACUUCUGAGACCAAUCGUAAUUCGGUUACGACACCACCAUCCCCCACAGAAACUCCUCUCAUUGCUCUCAAUAUUGCAGCCCAAAUUAAUGAAAAACUCACACCCUCAACCUUCCCACAGUGGCGUGCCCAGUUUGAAGCACUGCUCAUUGGGUAUAACCUGCUUGAGUAUGUCACUGGAAAUCAUCCCUGCCCAUCUUUCCUUGAUCCCACUAUCACCAACCCACAAAAAAGUCACUGGAUCCGCCAAGAUAAGCUUAUCCUCAGUGCCAUUUUGGCAUCUACUACCCCCACCAUUACUCCUUUCAUUUUCGCUGCCAAGACAUCUAAAGAAGCAUGGCACAAAUUGCAUACGAUGUAUGGGAGCAAAUUGCGCACCCACGCUAUGCAACUCAAGGAGGAGUUGACAAUGAUAAAGAAAGGAAAACAAACAGUUCAGGAAUACCUGCAUACUGUCAAGGCCCUUGCUGAUGAGAUCUCACUGAUUGAUCAUCCUAUUUCUGAAGAUGAUCUCACACUAUACAUUCUAAAUGGACUGGGCAGUGAUUUUCGUGAGAUUGCAGCACCCAGUCGUCUAGAAGCUUCCACUCAAUAG